Molecule: messenger RNA, 4489 nt
Organism: Monodelphis domestica (gray short-tailed opossum)
Lineage: Eukaryota; Metazoa; Chordata; Mammalia; Didelphimorphia; Didelphidae
Source: RefSeq, a predicted model, not a curated record
AAAAACUUUUUUAAAGAAGAAAAAUGGUACAACUGAUUGAUACAUUGAAAAAGUCUAAAAAUGUGCAAAAUGUAGCAAUUGUAGACUUCCCAGCUCCUCAAAGAGAUAGGUUAGGAGUAUCCCUUUGUACCUAUUCAGUCACGUUCUCAACAUACAUUUAUUAAUUGCCUACUUUGUGCUAGGUAUUAAGCUUAUGGCUAGUAGUAGAAAAGCAAAAGAAUAGUCUUUGCUUUCAGGAAGUUUAGAGUCUCAUGGGGUGGGGGAAAACAUGCAAAGAGUGAUGUACAAGCAAAUAUCUACAGGACAGAUUGGGGAUAAUCUCAGUGGGAAGGCAAUGAUGUUGAGGGCAAUCAGAAAAUGCUUCUUGAGGAAGGUGGGGCUUUAUCUGAGGCUUGAGGGAAAUCUAGGAUGUAGAAAUGAGGAAGGAGAGAGAGUUGUAGCAAUAGGGGAGACCCAGGAAAAAUAUUCAGAGGAAAGAGAUGGAGGAACAGCAAGGAACAUCAAGAAGGCAGCAUCAGGAGCCAUCAGAGAGGAAUAAGGGUAAAAAGAGUGGCAAGAAAGGAAGAGAAUGUACGAGAUAAGUAGUCCGAAGUAGGCUGUAUCAAGUAAAGCUGAGAUCUCUGGAGGGUACUUUAAGAUGUCUAUGGAAUGUUUUAAAGGUCAGAGACACAGAAUUCUCAGAAGUGCCUUUGGUGAGGAGUUGGAUUCUAACGGACACACUUUUGAGUUUGAAGCUCAAGAGUGGUGGUUGGUUGGCAUUUUCCUCUCUUAUUCCUGGAGGAUUGUGGAUAGAGCAGUUUUAAAUAAAUGAAGGUUUUUUAUAUAUCAUUCUCCUGUUGAUUUUUUAUCAACUGCAAGUCCAAAUAUCCUCCAACAGCCAACAACUGAAACCUGAUAGCCUGCCAGGAAUAUUCAAUAAUCAACUAAUACAAGAUCAAUAUUAGGAUGAUAUUCCUCAUAUCAAGUGAUGAGUCCAACAGAAUAACAACCUUUUAUUUUAAAACCAACUGCUUAUUUUAAAAAAGGGGAGAAACAACAUACCGUUUUCCCCCUUCAGACACAGAGGCCACUGUAGAACUGUCUUCUCCCAACUGUCACAGGACAUUCCAGCAGUGAGACACAGAGGCUGCAUUUACCAAGAGUAAAGAAAAGGAAAGAUUAUCUUGACCAGCAGUAAUAUUGCCUUUAGGAAUAUUAAUCAGAUAUCUAUCAAAAAGAUACCAGGAUAUAUAUAAAAGAGAAUUACCAAUGCUUCAAACAAUAAUGGACUUCCUUUUCCUGACAUUGCUAGUUGUAUUAACAUGGAUUCCACUAGGUGGUUGUGGAAUAUUGGUAGGGCUUAUACUUAGGACCUCUAUAAUGUACAUCCUAAAUAUGCUACCUACACAACAUAAGAAACAAGAAAAGGAAAAAGAGAAGGAUGUGAAAAUGCAACAUCUGGAAAAUAUCAUUAUUGGACAAGGACAGAUUAUUGAGAAAAUAAGAAAAGAGAGUAGGGAAACGCCCUCCACAUUUGUGGACAGAGUAAUUGAACCGAGAGAGAGAUAUUUGGCACUGGACAUCUCCACAGACAGGGAUAUAAAGCAACCACGGAGACAAUUUGUCAACAACUCUUGUCAAGUAGUAAGGCACCAUUUUCAACAGCAGCAUCCAGACUGUUAUGAAGUGCCACUGGAUGAAUUGCCAAGGGUUACAACUUAUAUAUUUAAUAACGAUAAAGAUGAGAAGGAAGAGGCAAAUAAUGAUGUAAUAGAGGAACUGAGGCAGGAAAUUAAAGAUCUAAAGUUUAAGCUUGACGAAACUGAGAAGCAUGACAACGUAGUGGCUCUGUUCAGUGAAUAUAGGCAACUAAGACUCUCUAAUGGUCCACAAAGGAAUUUUAACAACCAAGGUCCCAGGUGCUACUUCUGUGGAAGGCAUGGUCAUUUUAUGAGGGAUUGUAGAUCCUUGGGACAGAUGUGUAGACGGAAUGGUGGUUUCUUCCCAAAUCGCUUUAGAAACAAUGCAGGUUAUUAUAGGGGCAACCAAUCUUACAACCAAAACAGAGGAUAUACAGGAUUUAGAGGCAAUGGGUUCCAAAAUGGAUAUAGGUACAGCUAUCAGGAUAGGAGACGUCGCUAUCACAAUGAAUGCAAUGAUACAUAUUUCCAAUGCAACUCUCAGACAGACCAAGUGCAAAACUAUGAAGAGAAUGGAACUGUCCUUAGUACUCUCUGUUGUUGUCAUUGUAAGCAAUCAAAAGCAGGAAUCCCAAAAAGGAGCACAGGUUCCUUAUGGAGAUUUUAUAGAGGAGAAGACUAUGAAAUCUAUGACUAAGACUAUGACAGAUUUUAAAACCUGAAUACCAUAUAGUAAAAAUAAUACAAUCAAUUAGCCACACUGUUUUAAUUUAAUAAGCACUGUAGUGAUCAGAUUCACUGAUAGCCUCCAGAGGUAAAACCAAAACUUAAAGCAUGUCCUGAUUAUACCUCAUUAAGUUCGAAGUCAACCAACAUUUUGUAAGCAAUUAAUUAGAAGCAGCUCUGUCCAUAUUGUGUCAACUUCUGUCUUGUCUCCCUUGCUCUAAUUUAAAAAUCUUCACAAGCCAAAAUGUAGGACCUGUCUCUCACUCCAAGAUUCCUGGCUGCCCAGAUUAAGAUAUUUCCUUAGACCUCCAGUGCAUCAACUGUUUUUUCAGGCACUGAGAAUUGCUCCAGUGUAUGUGGAGAGAGACUAUACCUAUGAUUUUUAAGUUACUAUUACUGAUAUCUCAUCGUACUUAAGUAACAACACAAGUGUGACCAGAAAAGGAUAAGAAGGAUUAUUUGCCUCUUUAUUCCUCAAGCACUGAAGUCAAACCAUACUAAAGAUGCCAUUAGAGCAAAGUCAAACAAUUUCCCCUUUAUCCAUAUAUGAAGAUAGCAACAUUUUAAAGUAUACCUUUGUGUCUGAGAAUGAUAUGAUCUCUUCAUUGCCCUGUAUCAAUGAUCUGAGAACUAGGGGAAGUUAGCAAGAAAUUAUAGGCUUGAACUGGGAAAGAGAAACUAGUCUGGGGGAACCCCUGUUUUCAGCAAAGGAAACCACAGAAAUUCAGUACCAUCUGAGAGCUCUGGGGUCUCCACUGGGAAAAGGACUACAGCGUUUGGCUAUAAAAAUAGCCAAAUAAAAAAUAUAAUAAUAAAAAAUAAAUAACAUAAAAUAAUAAAAUAAAUAAUAAAUAAAUAAAAUAAUAAUAAAAAAGCCACUAGAGAGAAUGUAUAAAUAAAUGAAUGUAUAAAGAAUGAAUAAAAAAGCCACUAGAGAGAAUGUAAGCAGCUGUGGCUAGUACCACUGAUGAAAGUAUCACAGCAUCCAGUUUGGACUCACAAGCACUAAAUAUUGUUAACAACACCUACUGCCUAAAAGGAUCUGGAAAAGAUGCAUGGUAACAUCGCUUCCAUAUGACAAAGCUACCAUCAGGAGAAGAAUGGCACAAUAGCUGAAGUUUCUUCAGGAGAAGAGGGUGAUCCAGAAGGAGACAAAGAUCAGCACAACUGCAACAAAGACAACAACAAUGAUCACACAAGGACAACAGAAGAGGGACAACAGACUGGCUAUGGACAAGGCUUCAAAAGGACAAUGCAUGGUUUAAAAAAACACAUUGCAUACACAUUGCAUAGACAUUGCUACAAGCAACAAAAGAAACUGGCAACAAAACUUUUGCAAGGAGACUGAAGAGGAAGACUGCAGACCUGGGUUUCUUAAGACACUACACUGUACAUUUCAAUGGAAAAAAAGAUUUGAAUUAAGAGGGGUUUGUAUAAGAAUAGAAAUGGUAAAAGUACAAAAGUUUAGGGUUUAGGAAUAGUUCUUACUAAUAUAAUACACAACAUACCAUAUGUUAAAAGGGAUGUUAAAAGUUCUAAAUAGCUAUUGCAUAUAAUAUUUAAUGCAUAAUAGUAUAAAAAGAUAAUUAAUUCAUAGUGAUUUUAUAUCCACAUCACAGAGUUUUUUUUUUUAUUCACUACAGGGGAGAUUUUUAUGGUCUUCCUAAAAGGUGACUUCAGUAAGACUGUAGAUAUGAUGUAAUACAUAGUUUAUGUACAUAUGUAUAUUCUUUUAUAAUAGGUUUCUUGCAAAGUUUUUUUUUUUUGCAUAGUGUGAGUUGAGUUUGAAUUGUUUUUAGAUAGGAUUUUCCCCCUUUAGUAGAAUAGUUACAGUUUUGAGGGUUUUUCUAUAGCAGUAUAAGAUUAUUUGGAAUUUUUUUAUCCUUAGGUAGAGAUUUUUAUAUUAGAAUAGUUAAAAGCUUUAUUUUUUUCAUUUCUAUACUCUUUGUAAGAUGAAAUUUAAAGUAUUGUACUUAGAUUAAGUUUUGUUUUCUAUAACAGCAUUGGGAAACAAGUGUUCUUUGGUUAUUUUGUUAUUUUCAUUUGGAGUUCCUGUAAUUGUAAUGUUGGAUUUGCAGUUUUGCAAGAGUUUUCUUUACUUUCUCUUUUUUCUCAUAGUUUUAAAUAAAUAAGGGUUUUUUUUU